Molecule: messenger RNA, 2610 nt
Organism: Symbiodinium necroappetens
Lineage: Eukaryota; Dinophyceae; Suessiales; Symbiodiniaceae
Source: the annotation of a GenBank genome assembly
AUGCGAGGACACUCGCCACUUGCGGAAAAGAGAUCUGGGGCAUCGUCACAUGUGCAUCGUCAUGUGCCUUUAAUCGUCGGAUCAUGUGUGGGAAGUCUUUUGUGUCACUUCGCUUGUCAGAGUCGGGGUCCAAGGUCGCAUCUCUUGGGCUUGAUAUGCUUUUACAGCGCUGGCAGCGUGCGGCCCAGAGUGGAGGAGCCCUUCGAUGAGGGCGGCAGCGUCGGGCCAAACACGUCAGCCACCUCGGUUUCGAAAUCAGGUGUCGCCGGUGUCGCUACAAAAAAUGCCAGUCAAGUCGGCACUCAGCCUGCCAACAGGUCUCAAACGUUCUGUGAUCUUGUUCACUACGCAAUUCCGGAGCUGAACAACGUCUCCAUGGUGCCCGACGCCGUCGGCGAGGCUUGCGACCUCCUGGGCCUGGAGGCCGGGCAAUGCAGAACCACACACAGCCUUUGGAGCUGCAUCCCGGAGGAGGGCGCCUGCAAGUGCAAAUGGCGUCCGUUUUGCCACGGCGUGGAUGUCGUUCUCAAAGCAGCAGCCGAUCAGCUAGCUUGCCGGCCGAAUCUUGGAUAUGGGACAUGCCAGUGUUGGGCGUUCGGCGAGUGUCCUUCGCAAUCUGGCAGCUGGAGAUGCUCUCGAUCAGCACAGGCCACGUACACUGCGCAAGAUGAGUGGCAGCUACAUGAGGCCGACUUUCUCAGCUUUAGCUUUGCUGGUGGUCGCACCUCCCGUCGCGAUGCUAGUCAGAAGGACACGCGACGGUUGAAGCUGGAGGAGGACCUUCUCCGUGCUGGUUCCUGCCACUGCAAGCAGGAAACCGUGCAGAUACCGCUGCCGCUGAGCCCACUGGAAGAGGAAGCGCUGAUGAAGGAUGCCCUCCGGCCUUUGUCUUUUCCGCUGCAAAAUGCCACAGCUGCUGGGAUACCCAUCGAAAACAAGGAGUCCGACAAAGACGACUCUGGGAAGACAAGGCUUGCACUGACUAUCAACCCAAAAAAGGACCUGAAGGAGCCGUCGAAUCAGCCUACCGGCAAGCCGUCAAGGACGAGCUCUGUCGCAUUCGGUUUGGCUAUGCUUGCUGGACCUCCCGUGCAUGGCGGAGAGGUUGGGGGAGACAUUCCUGAGCAUUGUGCCGCCCGAUGCCGAAAGCACGCCACCGGUCGCUGCAAUCGUAGUCCCUCAGGUCAUCACGGACGGAGUUGUCACCUUCAGCAAGCUUCAUGUUGCGGUCUUGCUUCCGGUGGCACUCGUGCUUCUGCUCAUCGUUUGCUGCAACUCGGGGAUGCUAUUGGGUUUCUGGCUGGGAAGGAAUGCGUCGCCCUUGGCAUACGAUCCUGGAGCCAGGCGCUCGUCCUUCGGCACGCCCCGCACGAUGCCGCCGUUGUCGUUGUUUUGCUCAUGGUCCUCAUGAAGAUCAAUGUGACGCUGGGCGAAACCCGCUCACAGGCUACUGUAGUGUACUUGUUGGAACGGUUUGCCGUGAGCAAUGAGCACCGCGUGGCUGUCAUCGAAGAGCAUCAUUCACGGACAUCUGUUUUGACCACUGCCCACAUCAUUAUCGACGGCUUGAAGGGCCAGGGCGCAUUUCCGACGGCUGCGGCCUUGGCUUGCCGGAAGCUGGGCUCCGUGUCGGUGCAGCAGCUACUGUAUCCUUUUCGAGUCUGUCUCCCUUACGAGAGCCUUCACUAUCCGCCCUUCUGUGCAUGUUCAGGCUUGGCCUCUGGCCUCCUGCUGGCCUCCGAACCCUUCGGGGGAAUGUUCGGCGUUCUUCUGGUGGGCGCAUACAUGCUGAGGAUCUUCGGCUACUGGGAGCUCGGCACAGCUGCCGGCCUUGUGAGCGGUCCUGCUUUGGCUUCCUUUCUCGCAACAGGUCCGUGGGCGCAGAUUCUGCCGGGGCCAGGCGAGGCGAUGGCCGUUUGCAUUGCCAUGCUCGCAUGCUGUUUGAUGGUCGCCAUCUUCCUCUUCUUCCCCAGCACAUCGGACUUGUGCGAGGAUGGUGCUGUAGGUGCACGACCACUUUCCGGGGCGGCCCUAACGGACAGAGCAUGGACGGUGCAGCUGACACUGUCCGGCAGCACGAUCGUGCGGCUGCUGCUUCGGCUCGCGUGGGAAGCGGCCGCGGCGAUUGUUUUGGCAACGCACUUCUGCCUCGGGCAUAAGAUGUCCGGCUACGGCAUUACUGUCACCUUUGCCCUUUAUAUGGCGGCACAAAGCAUCUUCGUCAUGUACUGCGAGAAUUUUAGCGAUCACACUUUGAUCCGUUCCUGCGAGUUUCUCGAGAUGAUUGGGCUAGUCCUGAUGUUCCGAGUGCCCUCGGACGUGGAGACCACGCUGAUGGAGGACGUAAUGGGAGCCAGUGCUUUCAUCCGUCUGGCGCAGUUUCUGUUCGGCUCCGCACUUUUCUACACUGGUAACUGCCUGACUUCCGCGCCUUUGAGCUCAUGGGCCACGAAGUUUGGCCCCGGGAGCGAAUCGGUGAUGUUCUUUGCACACCUGGCCAUCCAGUGUGGCGUGUUCGCCGGCGGCUUGCUCUCGCGAGUCUUUACGAGCAUGGACCCUCAUCAGAACAUGAUCGUCGUGGCUUGGCAUUCGCAGCUGUCGUCUUGGUGA